CUAAAAUCUGAUUUUGCUCAUUUCCGUUAGGAACGCUCAUUGUUUUUAUUAUGUUAAGUCUACAAAGAAUACGUGUAUCACCUGAAUGACGAAAUGAUGCAACCUAAAAGAAAAGGGAAAAAAUACAAAAUUUUGUAUGCAUUUUUCUUUCACUGAUAUAUAAUAUGGCCGACAUAGUUCCUAUUGAAGCACCGAACCUUGAUGAAAAGUUACGAAUAUUAAAACCUUUACCAGUGCCCAAAAUCCCUUCAAGUCUUGAUGAUUCUUCACGAUUGUAUGUUUUGAAACUAUUAAGUCAUUGGUUAAAUGACCUGGACAUUCCACUCUACCCUUGGUGCGAAGUCUUACUUCAAAUUUGCUGUACCUUGUACGAGAAAGCUACAGCCAUCACUUCAACAAAAGAAAGGAAUGCAAUAUGCUUGCAGACAUUUACAACUAAUUCACCUAUGGAAUCAAACUUUUUGCCCAACGUUUAUCACGGUAAAAACGUUUCUACUGUCGAAUUUUCACUUGAAUUUCCAAUUGGAGGGACUAUACGUAUAUAUGGAUCGAACAAUGAAACAACAGAAUUAAAGUUAUUUGAGUUAGUUCAAAUGCUUGUCUAUUUAACGCAUAGCCUCUAUUUAGAAAGUUAUGUAAUGCAGGAUAGUCAUGUGAAAUUGAUCACUACUCCUUCAAUUAUACAAGAAAAGGCUGCAAUUAAGCAUGUGUCAGUGGAUGACAGUAGCCAUGGUGUUACUAAGAGAUCAUCGGGAUUAUUUAGCUGGUUCAGAAAGUUAACACCUCAUCAUCCAUCAGCAUUACUUGACGAAAAAAAUACCAGCGUACUUAAACGUGGACUGUCCCUUACACAAAUCAACAGACGAAAUCAGUUGCCACCGGUUACACCUAUACGUGAAUUUGAAAAGGUUAUUAAACAGGACGACCCUCAUCGAUUCUCAAAAUUAAAACAAAGAAUCCAACAUGCAUGUAUAUCGACCUCACCUGACUGUCAUUUCCCUUACCCAGCACUUUUAAAUAGACUACAAAUCGAAGAAGACCUGAUUCAGGAACAAAAGAAAAUGAUUUUAAAUGAUAGUAAACCCCAAACAAGGCCUAGCUCACAAAGACGUAGAUCAUCACUUAUGUCUACGUUUUCUUCCCCAAAAAGAAAUAGUUUUAUUGUUACAGACCUUCAACUGCCCCAAUCAUCCACCGCCUAUUCAUCAAUCCGUGCACCUGGAUUAUUAGCUGAAAGUAGAAAAGGGUUAGACCAUUUAAUGCUUGACACAACAUCACUCUACAGUUUCAAGCAUCACCAAAGUAUUACUUUAGGGUACUCAGUAUACCCAGUGGGCUGUCCUGAUCGACCAUGUUUGGGCCCAAUCAUGAGCAAAAUUGAUUAUUUUCGGUAUCAUGCACCAGAUGAUACAACGGGCAUUUUUCCGAAUAUUGACCAAACUUUAGGACAAAUGAUACGUCACUGGGCCGAAUCAAGUCAAUCCUCUUGUCAAGCUCACAUGGACCAACAAACACAAUUUAUUCCAGGCAUAAAGAUUGAGACACCAUUGCCAAUAAAUAGACCUGACCUAGAGACACCGAAAAAUUCUGAAUCAUCUUUAACAACAUUGGGAACUCUUCCGAAGCGUCAAUGCGGCAAAUUUAAUGGAUGUAACCAAACACUCGUCAAUCAUGUACACAGUUUUUCGCAUGGUAUCGGAAAGAUCAAUGUAUAUCUCAGCGUGAGUUCCAAUACGGCUAUGCAUGAUACUAAAAUUACCAGUUGGAUUUCGUGUGUUAUAUGUGAUAUGUCUACAAUACCUACUAUUCAGAAUGAGAAUACUGAUGCAUAUUCCUUUGCAAAAUAUUUGGAAUUGGUCUUUUAUUGCUCAAAGUUUUCAACGAUCGAGGGAUUAUGUAAGCAUGUGAAAGACAAAAACGCCAUCAAUCGUUGCUUUCACUUUAAUGGGGUGACAUUCAAGAUCAAUUACGAGGAUACAACCUAUUAUGAAUUGCGCAUACCUCGUAUACAGAUGGCAACAGAAGAUUCUGCGAUGGAUUCAUAUCUGGCGCCAAGAAUUGAUUUAUUGACACUUAAGGAUUGGAAAUCGAAAAGCGCCAUUCAAGACGUCGAUUUAUUCUUUCAAUCAGUGAGAACGCAUUUAAAUUUACUCAGUCAAUAUACAGAAGCCGAAGGACGGAGAAAGAUCCGUGGAUUGAUUAAUGAUGUAACAGGCGCCAAGAAAUGCCAGGCUGAAUUAAACUGUUUGGAUGGGGAGAUUAAGGCGCUGGGUAAAAGACUGGAUUCAGAUCACCAUGGGUUACUAGAAAUAUUAAAGGAUACGAAUGUCAAUGAAUUAAACGAUUUUAGACGGCACUUUGCUAUACAAUCCGAAUCAAUUAUACAAUAUUUAACAGAGUGGCAACACGCCAAAUGUAACGAAGUAACAGACACAAUUGGAUGGGAUGCCCCAGACUACAUAAGCACAAAAACAGUUCAUUGUUUUCCAGGAUCAUCUGUGCUAGUUCGCGAAAAUGAACCUACGUCCAUUAUUGCUUACACAUUGAGUUCAAAUGAAUAUGUUCAAGAAAUUUUGCAUGACCAUGAUAACAGCUACAAUGAAAAACUAGAUAAUAAAAACGUAUCCAUGUUUAGCUCAUCUUCAGCCGAAAGUAGCGCAAACGAAAAACACGAGUCUGUAUCACAUAACGACAAAAAACUAAUUGACGGCUAUUAUUCUAUGAUUGAGCGCAAAUACAUUUCUCCGUCUACAGGAGCAAGUACAGAAACAGCCUCCUUCCGUACAAUGGUGACCGAGGUAGUCAAAUCGAGCGUUGCCGAAGCGCAUAUUAGCAACAGCAAGCGUCUAGAAGAAUUGAAGGCGAGGUGGUUUCCUUGGUCUAAUCCCCAACAAGGUGAUUUGAAAAGGCAGAACUUGACCGAGCGUACUUUUAAACCGUUAUUUGCUUUACAACAGAAAGAAGAAACAAAAGAAGUUAAGGUCGCAUCCUACUUUUACGAGAAAAAUAAUUCACAGAUUGAUAUUAGUCCUCACAUCAAACACAAAUUCGUUCAUGAUGGCGUAGAAUUUACGUGCAUUGUAUAUUACGCAAGGGAGUUCGAAAUGUUGCGAAAACGGUGUGACAUUAACCAAUUAAUUAUACAAUCACUUUGCCGUUGUCAAUCAUGGACAGCAAGCGGUGGCAAAAGCAAAAGUCACUUCUACAAAACACAAGAUGAUAGGCUCGUAAUUAAAGAAAUGGUAAAUGCUUGGAAUGUCGCAGAAAAGGAUGCUUUUUUGAAGUUUGCACCAAAAUACUUCGAUCAUAUGAAAAUGUCGGCUAAUGAUCCUUCUGUGCUAGCAAAAAUCUUUGGUUUCUUUACAAUUAGAAUGAAAAAUACAUUAGACAAAAAAACUCCAGUAUUUAAUCUUGAUGUUAUGGUGAUGGAGCAUCUAUUUUAUAACCAAAAUAUUGUUCAUCGAUUUGAUUUUAAGGGAAUACAAGAUCGACAUGUGGAGGAAUUCCGCAAACAGCAACAGGAUACAACAUUGUGGGACGGUGACUGGAUUCAAGAUUACCGGACAAAAUUAUCAGUACAUGAACAGUCAAAAGCCAUAUUAGAAUUAGCAGUGGAGAAAGAUACGGAAUUUUUAUCUAAGAGCAAUAUCAUGGACUAUUCCUUAUUAGUUGGUAUUGAUAAAGAUAAACACGAAAUGACAGUCGGAAUAGUUGAUUUUAUUGGGACAUACACUUGGUACAAGAAAUUAGAAUCCAAAAGUAAAUCCACUUUACAGUUUCGUAAAGAAGUAACUGUUGUGCCUCCCGAACAAUACAAGCUUAGAUUCUGUAGAGAAGUGUCUGAUUAUUUUGUGCCAGUACCAGGUAAUUCAUGUUUUUUAUGACAUGACAAGAAACUAAUUGCCGCUUGCACAUUCGAACUUUUCAGGAAAAUUUGAUUUGGUUGUACCCUCCAAAAUUAUGCCUAGUCUAUUAAUAUAAUUAGACUGAAGGGGUAUCAACCUUUGCCACAUUAUACUGGAUUUUUGUCAAGGUUUCUUUAAUAAGCUUUUUAUUGCUACUAGCUCAAACAUCCAAAAUAGCUCUGAAAUUAGUCUACCUUUCUUAUUUUGCCCUAACUAAACGAAAAAAGAGCUAGAUAAAUAAAUCGACCUGCUUUCGAGCUAUGAAUAAUAAAAUCAUAAAUAAGACAUCACA
This is a messenger RNA of Mucor mucedo, 4197 nucleotides long. RefSeq lists its product as uncharacterized. NCBI's taxonomy places the organism in Eukaryota, Fungi, Mucoromycota, Mucoromycetes, Mucorales, Mucoraceae. Gene Ontology annotation, cellular component: fungal-type vacuole membrane; endosome membrane. Bases 165 to 3884 code for a protein of 1239 amino acids. The record is from RefSeq and is a predicted model, not a curated record. The transcript has 10 exons. Gene Ontology annotation, molecular function: 1-phosphatidylinositol-3-phosphate 5-kinase activity. Gene Ontology annotation, biological process: phosphatidylinositol phosphate biosynthetic process.